Molecule: messenger RNA, 3372 nt
Organism: Megachile rotundata (alfalfa leafcutting bee)
Lineage: Eukaryota; Metazoa; Arthropoda; Insecta; Hymenoptera; Megachilidae
Product: pickpocket protein 28
Biological process (GO): sodium ion transmembrane transport
Cellular component (GO): plasma membrane
Molecular function (GO): ligand-gated sodium channel activity
Source: RefSeq, a predicted model, not a curated record
CUUCCGCUACCAGUUUGUCUACUUAUGGUCCUUAUUUUUCUUGUCUGAUAAUCUGCAGUCACCACUCUAUUUUUCUGAUCAGAUUACUAUAUUGACUACUAUAGAUAAGAUGGUAGCAAGAUACAUUCUGCACAUGUUAUUACAAAUAUAGACAUUUAAUUCUUCAAUUUCAUUGAAGUGUAUAAUUUUGCUUUAAUAUCACUAAUGCUCAAAAGUAUGACUCUCAUGACAAUUGAUUAAUUUUUAUGAAUUGCACAAACACCUAUAAUAAAAUGAAUGAAAGGCUGUUUGGUAAGUGGGUGUACUUUGGUAUGCAAAAGAUCUCCUUCGAAAAGAAACGAUAAAACAGUAAUUUAUAAUUAUCUGCGUCAUCGCACGCGUACUCGACGAGGACAACAAAAGUGUUACUAUUGACCCUAAUUGUACGAAAAUAUUUUCUGACCAAACGUUGCCUUCAAGAAGUUCUUCAGGGUGUAACAAUUUAGCGCUACUUGUGGAUAAAAACGGAAGAUCUCAAGGAUUACGAAAAGUAAUUUUUCUUUAGGAAGCAAGUGAUCGCACGCUGAGAUAUCGAUGCAACUUUUCAAACGAAGCAAUCAGCCGAUUCAGGACGUGGAUGCGAUGCCAAUUAAACUUUAUUACCGAGAGAACCAAAAAACAGAGGACGAAAACGAGAUCGAAAACUCUUACAAGACCGUCGACAGGACGACGCUGAAUUAUCUCAGAAAUCACGAUCCCAAUUUACCGUAUUCUAUCAAUACGUUGCAUCUACAAAACCCGUACAGAUCGCCGCAAAUUUUAGAAGGAUACUCGUCUCAGGAAAAUUUCAAAGUACGACCAUCUUUCAAGAUUAUGUAUCGAUCAAAAGAUACAACGUUAAGGUCCAGAUACAAGAAUUCGUCGCUCAAGAAAGACACCUCCAUCGCUCAAACAUUUGAUCACGACGACAAUAAAAAUUUGAGUAAGAGUGACGGUCAACUAUGCCUCAAGAAUUUGGACAUUAAAACCGCCCUCAAGCAAUAUUGUUCAAAUACUAGUCUACACGGAUUACGCUAUGUUGGCGAUUCAAGCUUGACAAUCGGAGAAAGAGUCUUCUGGAUAAUCUCCUUCACUCUUGCGGUGCUAACCGCCGCUUAUUACAUAUGGUCGCUAUACAGAAAAUGGGUUUCGACACCCAUCAUUAUUUCUUUGAGUCCUGAAUCGGUUGCUUUGGACGAAUUUCCGUUUCCUUCGAUCACUCUGUGUAACAUGAACAACGCAAAGAAGAGCGAAGCUGAUCGUAUAAACGCUGGUAACGACGCACGCAUGAAACUUUUACUGGAAGAUAGAUGCAAUUUUGAUAAUACGUCAAGUAGCUACAAUCUUGACGAAAGUUCAAUCGAUUGGAACAGUAUGAUGCAUUUUAUGAUUAACGUAUCUCAAUCCUGCAACGAGAUGCUACACCUCUGUAAAUGGCAUGGAAAUAUAACUGAUUGUGAAAAGCUUUUUAAUCCAACCAUGACUGACGAAGGAAUCUGUUGUAAUUUCAACUCGGUUCACAAAAAAUAUUUGUUUUACAACCCCCGAGAUUGGUCCGAUUUGAACAUCACGUUUCCAUACACCAGCAUCGAUUGGACUCCGGAAACUGGUUACGACAGUAACGUGGCUGUAGACUCCAUACCAUGGAGACCUUACGGCGCUGGACAAUUCUAUGGUCUCACUUUAGUCCUCGAUGCAGACGUUGCUGAAUACUAUUGCUCAUCUACGGCCAGCGUCGGUUUCAAGAUGCUGUUGCAUAAUCCGGUCGAGACACCGAAAAUUGCAGAAUUUGCAUUCUCAGUGACCCCGGGAGAAGAGACCAGGGUAAUCAUCGCGCCUCGGAUAUCGACCGCUAGCAAGUCGAUAACUUCCGUUCCCCAGAGGAAGAGGAAAUGCUUCUUCACGUUCGAGAGAAAGUUGCGCUAUUAUAGAACCUACACGCAGAGGAACUGUGUUCUCGAGUGCGAGGCGAACUUCACGCAGAAAAUUUGCCACUGCGUUCAAUAUUACAUGCCUAAAUCCUCAAACACCCCAAUUUGCGAAAAGAAAGACGAUAACUGUGCAACGAACGCCCGCAGGGCCAUGGAAGUGAAGCUUUACGACGACGAUACCGGUAUAACUACUCUGAACGUGUCUGAAACACCUAGCUGCAACUGCUAUCCAGGAUGCUUCGAGAUUAAUUACAAUGUCGAAAUUUCCCAGAGUAAAUUAGAGCCCUCCUUCGCCAUCGCGGAAAACUAUGUGAAGAAGGAUAAGAAAUAUUUUACCGAGAACAUGGCUGUGGUCCAUUUGUUCUUCGUCGAAUCUCAGUUCACGAAGUACGUGAAAAACGAGCUCAUUGGAUUCACGGAGUUUCUCUUUUUCUAUCACUGGUGGAGGUCAUCUACUUUGCAACGCUACGUUUAUGGUGUCGUGCACAAAAGAACAAGCAUACUCGCAAUGUCCGUCAGGUACAUCCUCUGGAUUCAGAUCGAAAUACUGUCUACCCAUUUGUACAGUAAUUUGUCACUAUUCUCUUGUAUUUUAAGACUUGCAUCGUUAUAAAUAUUAAAACCACAUUGUAAAUAAAUUGAAAUGAGUGUAAAGUUUAUAAAAUAAUACACUGAAAACAUUUAUCAUUCAAAAUCUGUUUGAUAAAUACCCAGCAUGCAACUUCAAUUUACCGGUACACGAGUUCGAGGUUUCUCGAUUAUCCAUUAUUUUCGAUUAUUCGAUACAUCGAACGCGUAUAGCCCGAGACAAUAGUUAAUCGCGAAUAUCCGAAUUCCAUAGCAUUUUAUUUUAAUAUGAUUGCGAAAUUGUCUUUAAUUGUUUUAACAAUCAUUUUGUUCUAUUAUAUGAGGGCCAUAUAAAAUAAAAGUUAUCAGAGCGCACUCUAUUGUAGUUAUAGCCAACGUGGCUUUUGUUGGACACUAUAUGUACAAAGAUGACAGUGUAUAGUAUAUGACCUGUGUUAUAUGAUACUUUAUAUGCGAAUACAAUACGCAAUACUAGGGAUUAUUUCUCUUAUCGAGAGAUACUUUCUUAUAUUAUAAAUUAAUACAAUAAAAGAAUGAUACAUAUGAAUAUGUAUGUGCAAUGAUUUCAUUUUAAUAAUUUAUUCUGACGUCGUGAUUAUUUAAUUGGCUGACCGCAAUUUAAUGUGUUAAUAGAGGUCUUGAUAUACAUGUUAUAAUUAAUCAUUUGUCUUAGUGGACUCAUUAAACAAACGAUUCAAAAUAAUUCGUGUCCGUAAAAAUGCAAUUCGUAGGCGUACCUGAACCAAAUAAAAAUAGACAUAUAUAGGCACCUAUCCAUAUUUGUGUUUACCUAUUGCAAGAAGAUAUUAAAUAAUUCUAAUUUACAUUCUCGUUU